Aspergillus nomiae NRRL 13137 is the source of this 1536-nucleotide messenger RNA. Its product is annotated as putative MFS transporter. Gene Ontology annotation, biological process: transmembrane transport. Gene Ontology annotation, molecular function: transmembrane transporter activity. The transcript has 4 exons. Lineage: Eukaryota; Fungi; Ascomycota; Eurotiomycetes; Eurotiales; Aspergillaceae. The coding region runs from base 1 to 1536 and encodes 511 amino acids. Gene Ontology annotation, cellular component: membrane. The record is from RefSeq and is a predicted model, not a curated record.
AUGAUCGAAGAAAAAGUUCCCGAGACAGCCAUGGCCUCCUCGCCAUUGACGCCCGAUGGUCUGCAGUCGAACGGCCGUGAAGUCGUGGAGGCAGCCCUUCCGGAGGAAUUGAAAGAGUUGGAGAGGAGACUUCGCUGGAAAGUGGACUGGCGCCUCUGCACCAUUGCCGGCAUUCUCUGCAGUCUCAAUCUGCUCGACUCCGGCAUCCUCUCGUCGGCCUCGGUGACUAGUAUGCUCAGCGAUCUUGACCUUGAAGGUACUCGAUAUUCGGUAUCGAUAUUCAUCUUUACCAUAGCCUCCGUGGUCUUUCAACUCCCCUGCACAAUUGCGGUGCGCUGGGUUGGUCCGCGGAUCUGGUUUGCAUCUAUCACAUUCUGUUUCGGCCUGCUUACUUUAUGCACGGCAUUUGUUCAAACGUGGAAACAGCUUAUUGCUCUUCGUGUGCUUCUAGGCAUGGCUAUGUCCGGUAUUUACCCAGGGUUGACAUACCUCAUCAGCACCUGGUACACCCGGCGGGAACAACAGCUCCGAUUCGCAUUUCUCCAAUCGGGAGAGGUCACCGUGAUGGCGACAGGCACGAUCGUCAAUUACGGCCUGAAUCACUUGGAUGGACGGGCGGGGUUAAGCGGCUGGCGCUGGAUGUUCCUUGUCCAAGGACUUAUCACCUGCGUCAUUGGUAUCGUCACGUAUUGGUGGAUGGUCGAUUUCCCCGAAUCAGCACACCGAAGCUUCUACUUCCUAUCGGAGGCGGAGGCACAGUUAGCUGUACAGCGUAUCCAGACCGAUCGUGAUGAUGUGGUGCCCGAGCCUUUUUCAUGGAGCAAAAUCGCCAUGAACUUUUCGGACCCGAAGCUAUACGGAUUUGCAUGCAUGUUUUUCAUUCUCAAUUUGGUUUCCACCGCAUUGUCCUAUUUUCUCCCGAUCAUUCUGCAAUCGGGAAUGGGGUUUUCUAGCAACGCAGCUAUUAUCCUUUCCACUCCACCAUACUAUUGGUCGGUUGUACCUGUUCUUUUCACUUCUCUUGUUGGAGACACGUAUCGGCUACGCGGGCCACUGAUCACGUUCAACGCCCUCUGUCUCAUAGCGGGCUUCUUGAUGUUCGGCCUCCCUUCCUCCACUCAAGUUACUGUGCGGUAUAUCGGGACAUUCUUGGCCACUGGGGCAUACGUCUCCAAUUGGGCGGCACUGAACGCGUUUAUGGCAAACAAUAUAGUGGGGCAGUGGAAGCGCGCCACCACCGCGGCUGCAGUAUCUGCUUGUAACGGGCUGGGAGGAGUGGCGGGUAGCUACAUUGUCCGGCAGCAGGAGGCCCCGCAGUAUCAGACUGCUGUGUGGGUAUCGGUGGGGUCCCAUAUUCUCAUGAUUGCCAUUGUGGGUGUAUUUACCCUCGCCUUUUACAUUUGCAACCGUCAGCAGAAGAGGGGGCAACUAGUCAUCCAGAACAGAAUUUCUAAGCUGACCUUUUUGACGUCGGUAUUAUUGUACGUCCCCACUCACCAUGACACGAAUAUAGAAUCUGCGCCUAGAAUGGAUUGA